AUGUCAAGCAGUGGCACGCACCCAAUCAUCAUCCUGCUCGGCGCGCUACUUGUUCGGGGCUGCCUGGCGGAUGUGGCACACUUUUUUGCAGCGGCACCAACGGACUUGGGCAGCUAUCUGCAUGGCCAGCUGCCGUACCAAUUGGGUCUGCAUCCCUCCGCUUUUUACGGAUCUCCCGUCACUCCUGCACCCGCACCCGUGGCGCCAGUGGCCACCACCGAGUUCAGUCUGCCGGAAAUCAUCGAGAAUCGAAGUGUUAAGUUUCAGGGACCGUCACAGGGACAUGGCAGCUUCAUUCCCCUCAGCCAGCACUAUCUGCCGCCUGCCAUCGAGGAGCGCCCCAGCUAUGAGAGUCCCAAGCCCAGCGAGGAAGCUUACCCUGCCUACUACUACCCCCAACCGCCUGCGACAAGCACUCCACAGCCCAUCAUCGUGCAGGAUCCGGGUGAGGACAUCGUGGAGACCAUCCACUCGCCCGGCUACGAUUACCAUGCCCCAGCCCCAGCCCCAGCCCCAGCCCCAGCUGCAGGCCCAAGACCCUCCACGCCCGCUCCGUUGUAUCUGCCGCCCGGCGAGAGCAGCGGGGAUCAGCAGCAGCAGCAGCAGCAGCUGCGACUGCGCCUCAAGGACAUGCGCUGCCUGCAGGCGGGCUUCUUUCGGGCGGUGCUCAAGCUGGACAGCUUUCUGGGCGCCGCUCCCACGGUCGACCAGGACAGCGACGAUGUGCAGGACAAGCGCUGCGAGCUGAAGCUGGCGCGCAGCUUCCUGCUGCUGGACAUUGCCGGUGCGGACUUUGAGCGCUGCGGCGUGCGCUCCUGUGGCCAGGAUCUGUGCCUGCGUCUGCGCUUCCCCACCAUCCGGGGCCUGCGCACCGGCGGCGACUCCAUUCUGACGCUGCACUGCAAGUCGCAGGAGCGCGUGGCCGUCAAGACGCAUGCCCUCAAAAUGGGCGUGGCCAAUGAUGUGCAGGCACGCAGCGUGGGUAACUACGCCCAUGGGGGCAAUCAGAAUGCCUUUCGCACCCAUGUGGAGCUGCUGCGGCGUGGCAGCAACGGAUACACCCGCCACCUGGAGGCCAACGGAGCGGUGCAGCUGGGCGAGGAGCUGCUGCUGCGUGCCCAUGUCCUGGCCGGCGAUGGCUGGAACUACACCAAGCUGAGUGACGUCCAGCUGCAGAGGAUCGCCGCUGGCGGGGAAAUCCUCAACACCGUCCAAUUGGUCAGCUCUCGGGGCUGCCUGAAUCCCGCCAUGCAGGCCAUCUGCAGCCACUCGCCCAUCGUGGAGCCGCCGCUGGGCCAGCGUUUCCACUUCCGGGCCGUCAUGUUUCCGGGCAUGCGCAGUGGCGAUGUUCUCGUCAUUUCCAUGCGCAUCAGCGGCUGUCUGGAGCGCGAGGAUUGCCAAAUCACAGCGCAGGAUUGUCUGCCGUCCGUGGCACAGCGUCGCAGACGGAAUGCCGCCCUGCAAGCGGCCGCAAAUGGCACGGAAAUCUCGGAAUUGUCGCACUUGACGUUCCGUGUGAUUAUGCCCGGCGCGGAGCAGGAGCAGGAGCCAGUGCCGGCUGUCAGAGAUGCCGCGGGGCAUAUACAGGGCGUGUCCAAGUCGCUGGCUCUAUUCGGCAGUGUGGCAUUUGUGGUGCUGCUGUUGGCCGUGGCCAUUGUGGCGUUGUACAAGUUCGGCAGAUAG
This is a messenger RNA of Drosophila obscura, 1683 nucleotides long. RefSeq lists its product as uncharacterized. The transcript is spliced from 4 exons. Lineage: Eukaryota; Metazoa; Arthropoda; Insecta; Diptera; Drosophilidae. The record is from RefSeq and is a predicted model, not a curated record. The coding region runs from base 1 to 1683 and encodes 560 amino acids.